AUGGCCGGGUCUCUCUCUUCCCCAUUCUUAUUGCUUUCCUUUUUUUUCUCUCUCCCUCUCUGGGUUAUACUCUCUACCUUUCCAUCUUUUCUCUGUCGUUUUUUUAUUGUUUCGAUCUUUCAUACUUCUCUUUCUAUCAUUUUUUUUGUUCAUUCUUUCUUUCGUUUGCUCUUUUUUUAUUUCUCUCUUUCCACUCUUUCUGUGUUUCUUUGCUGUUUUUCUGUUGCUAUUUUUAAAACUUCUCCUUUCCUUCUUUCCUUCUGUGUAUUGUAUUUCUUCUCAUUCAUUUUUCUUUUCUUUCUUUCUAUUCUUGUCUUUGAUUCUGAUCUCAGUUUAGAAAUUCCAUGCAAUUUUUACUCUCUCUCUCUCUUUUUCUCUCUAAACUUUUCUCUCCUUCUGACUCAUUUACUCGCUAACACAUUGAAUCAAUCUUUAUCUUUUUUUCUAUCUCUUUCUUUCUUUUGUUUUAUUGUUGGAAUUAAUGCCACAGCCAAUUCCCAAGUCUGUAUGAAAAACGUCGGGUGUUUAUUCGGCAUCGGCCAAUCUAUUCGCAUGAAUAUUUUUGAUGUUCGACAGCAUAGUCUUCGACAGAUCAGUGUGAUCAUUGCAAUGGCGGCAUUUGUGUCCAACGGUGAAGAAGUUUAA
Acanthosepion pharaonis is the source of this 645-nucleotide messenger RNA. Lineage: Eukaryota; Metazoa; Mollusca; Cephalopoda; Sepiida; Sepiidae. The record is from the annotation of a GenBank genome assembly.